AUGGUUGCUACUUUGCUCAGCCUUUCGUUUCGCGCCCCGGCUCCUUCCAACCUUGAGGUCGAGAUGUCUCCGCCUUCCUCUUCGUCUUCUUCUUCCUCAUCUUCUUCUUCAUCGUCUUCUUCUUCUGGGGGUCCGGGGGUUGAGGUUGUUAGCUCGUCUUCAAGUGGCGUGACCUUGGGGGCCACCGGGGGUUUUGCUGUACUUGAAACCCUCAAGUCGUGGCAUGAUGUAGACUCGAUGGUGACCGAGGAACUUCUAAGGCGAUUCAGGAUCGCUAUCCCGAAGUUUAUGGAAAUCAGGGAGAUGAUCGAGGAGUGGAUGGUUGAGGCGGGACUGAGCCCAGCCACUGGGGAGAUGGUAGACCUCCAGUCGGUGAAGAGGACGCCUCAUGCCAAGGUCAUCGCGUCACCAUCUCGGAGUGGUGAGGGUUCUAGUGCCGAGAGCACCUCAUGGAGGGGCACGCCAAGGAGGACGUCGGGGUCUCCGGAGGCAGGUUGCCCGCAGAAGAGGGCGAAAACUAAGACCCGAAAGAUGUACGCAAGCUCGGCCGCUCGUGAGAGUUCUGCCCCGAGGUCAUCGGGGGCUACUUCCCAAGAGAUCUUGGAGCUGAAGAGCGAAUCUGGCCCGGAGGCCGUCACCAUAGCCGAGCAGCGUGCCUCGGUCCUGGACGAGGAGGUGGCUCAUCUGAAGGCCAAGCUGGAGGAAAGCCGAGCCCACGAGGUUCUGAAGGAGGAGCGCUUAGCGCUGCCCAAGAAGAUCAACGGAGCGAUCGCCGAAUACAAGUCGUCCCCAAGGUUCGAGUGUGGCCUGGUUAGGUCAGGGCAGGUGACGUAUUAG
Messenger RNA from Musa acuminata AAA Group (dessert banana), 837 nucleotides. RefSeq lists its product as uncharacterized. The transcript has 5 exons. Bases 1 to 837 code for a protein of 278 amino acids. The record is from RefSeq and is a predicted model, not a curated record. Lineage: Eukaryota; Viridiplantae; Streptophyta; Magnoliopsida; Zingiberales; Musaceae.